Messenger RNA from Moneuplotes crassus, 2671 nucleotides. NCBI's taxonomy places the organism in Eukaryota, Ciliophora, Spirotrichea, Euplotida, Euplotidae. The record is from the annotation of a GenBank genome assembly.
AAAUAAUAUGGGUAUAUUCAGAUCUGAGGAUAUGGAUCUCUACGAGAUCACUAUUCCAAAGGAUAAUGCUUGGGAAAUCAUGAACAAGCUUGGGGACAUUGGAAUCAUGCAUUUCAUCAAUCUCAACAAGGAAGAGCAGGUGUUCAACCUCACUUAUGCUCCAUUUAUUAAGAGAUGCGAAGAGACAGAGAAGAGAAUUUCAUUUAUCGAGCAAGAAUGCAAGAGGCACCACGUCGAAAUGGAAAAGCCUAAAAGUGUAGAGGAGUUCCUUAAGAAUAUUAACAAUAUUCAGAACAAAAUGAAGAAAGCUGGGGACCUCUUUUUCGAAUCUAUUGAAGAAGACAUUAAGGAAAAAGAGAAGUUUGUGCAAGAUCAAACUAGCAAGAGCAAAGAGAUCCAUGAUAGCUUCACUCUUCUAUUUGAGUAUAAGACUGUACUGAUGAAGGCAGAACGCAUUCUCCAGUUCAAUGCUAGGGGACUUAUAAAUGAAGAGGGAUCUGCUCUGGGUUCAUUAAAUGGAGAGGGAAGACCAGAUGCUCCACUGAUGCGAGAUUCAGCUGGGAUCUCAGUUGGACACAUUGCAGGAACUAUUAACAAAGAUGAGGAGUAUAGAUUCAAGAAGCUCAUCUUCAGGGCUACAAGAGGAAACGCACUCACUUACUUUGACGACUUUGAUCAACCCAUAAAAGAUUAUUACGGGAACGGACAGCAAAAGUCUGUUUACGUUGUAAUAUUCCAGGAUGGAUCGUCGGUAAGAGAAAAGAUUAUCAAGAUCUGUGACUCCUUCCUUGGAGAGAGGUUUGAUAUCCCAACUGGAGGUAUUCAGGACAAGAUCAGCGAGAUCAAUCACAAGAUUAAUGAUACUCAAAAUGUGAUUGGUGCUACCCACGAAGAGAUCCGGAAUUACUUGAUGAAAAUCAAUAAAAUGGAGAACACUAGUACAUCAGUUAUCCAACUUUACAAAUGGUUCAUAGUAAAAGAGAAAGCCUUAUAUGAAAACUUAAAUAAACUGAAGAUGGGAUCAAGACUCUUAGUUGGUCUUUUCUGGUGCCCUACCUCUCAGACCAAAUACGUCUCUGAUGAGAUUCAGAGAAUUAAGCAAGAUAGGAACAUCAGUGGUCCUCAGAUGUGGAAGAGGGAAGGUCAUGGAAUCACUCCACCUACUUAUGUAAAGACCAAUGAAUUCACUGUUGUCUUUCAACAAAUCGUAGAUACGUACGGAGUGCCAGAUUACAAAGAAGUGAACCCAGCAAUGUUCACAAUUGUAUCCUUCCCCUUCCUGUUCGGAGUCAUGUAUGGAGAUAUGUUCCAUGGUUUUAUGCUGUUACUUGUUGGUUCCUUCCUCACUUUAUUCAAUAGCAAGCUUAAGGAUACAGCACUUGGAGGUAUAUGUAUGGCAAGAUACAUCCUUUUAUUGAUGGGAUUCUUUGCCUUUUUCUGAGGAAUUUGCUAUAAUGAUUUCGCUUCUAUCCCGGUAUGGGGAUCUACUUGCUUCACCCCAAGAGAUCCUGUUCCAGAUAUAGAGGGAGAAACAACAAAAGUAGAAGGACAAGUAUGGGAUGAUAAACCUGAUUGAGUGUAUGCUAUUGGUAUCGAUCCAGUCUGGUACAAAUCAGAAAACGAACUCCAGUUUAUCAACAAUAUGAAGAUGAAGAUGGCUGUAAUUUUCGGAGUUGCUCAUAUGUCCCUUGGUAUUUUCAUGAAGGCUUUCAAUGCCUUCCACUUUAAGAGACCUCUUGAUUUCUUCUUUGAGUUCCUACCUCAGAUCACUCUUCUCUGGGUACUAUUUGGAUGGAUGAAUCUUCUAAUUAUCAUAAAAUGGCUCACACCAUGGUACAUUAUUAGAACAGAAGAUGAAGUCCCUCCACUUCAAAAUGUUGACAGGGCUCCAGGAAUUAUCACAGUUAUGAUCAACAUGUUCCUCGGCUUUGGAGAAACAGAUACAAAAGAGUUUGAAUCAAUCGCUGGAUCUCCAGACACUCAAAAAUAUAUAAGCAUUAUAUUAUUAGUCAUUGCUUUGAUCUGCAUUCCUUUGAUGCUUCUUGUAAAACCGUUGGUUCUUAGAUCACAAUUGAAGAAGCAUCAUGGAGGUCAAGCUAGCUUCCAAGGUCGUGGAGAUUCUCGCUUCCAGAGACUUGAUUCUGAUGAAGAAGAUAAUGAAUUCUCUGAUACCAACAACAUUCAAGAUGAGUCUAAAUUCACUGCUGCACCUGUUAAAAGUGAUGAGAUUAAUUUAGAAGAGAUUGUAAAGAAUGAAGCUGGAGAUGAAGACCAUCAUGAUUUUAGCGAGAUCUUCAUUCAUCAACUGAUUGAAACUAUCGAGUUUGUAUUGGGUACAAUUUCAAACACUGCUUCUUAUCUCAGAUUGUGGGCUCUCUCCCUAGCUCACAGUCAGUUAGCUGCAGUCUUCUUUGAGAAAUUGCUAGAUGACAUGGGAUUACAGUCUGAUAGCAUUAUAUUUGGAGCUAUUGUCCUCUUCUUCUUAUUCCCAGCCUGGGCCUCCUUCACCCUAUUUGUGCUGAUGCUUAUGGACGCAAUGGAGUGUUUCCUCCAUACCCUCAGACUCCACUGGGUGGAGUUCCAGAACAAGUUCUACAAAGGAAACGGAUACCCAUUCCUUCCUUUUAACUUCCGUCCAAUAUUAGAGCAAGAGAAAACCAGGAAGGAUUAG